CCGGAGUUCCAGCCAGCCAGUUAGUCAGACAGUCAGCCAGCGUGUCCUCCACUGGCUGCUCACAUGUGAGGAGUGAGGAAGCAGACAAGGACUCGGAACAGCAUUGGGAUUAAUUAACCGAACAAUUGGAUUACGAAACACCAUCUUUGUUUCUCUUGGUGUUGUUCUUUUUUCUUUUUAUUUUAUUUUUUGUAUUUUUCGACUUCAAGAGCUGAAGAACCAACCUGCCACCAUGUCUCGCGCUCCAGAUGAUGUGAGCAAGCUCACUGAAAGCACAUACAAGGUGAGUGAAAUGAGGAAAUAAUUGAUGUAUAUCAAAUGAUAAUGUCGCUAAUUUGUGAUUCAGGCUAAAAUGAGGGAAUAUUGUUGCCAUGUUUGGGUCAUGCGUCAACUUUCCUGCAUCAAACAUUGACCAUAAAAUUGUUAAAGAGAGUUAUUGUGUGCAUUUGCUUUGCCUUUAUUGCACUUGUCACGUUUUAUGGCAGUUUUCUUCCCACUUAGCAUAAAGAGUCCAGGCUUUUGCUUUCACAAUGUAAUAAAAAAAAUGACUGGGCAAUCGAAACUUUCUGUCGUUGUUUACUAGUACAAUUCACGACACACCCUGUUUUCUAAUUAGUACUGGAUGCAUACACAUAAAUCACUGCAAACCACAAUAUGAGAGACAGAAAGGAAAAUCAAGUUCUUCCACCAAUCAAACUUCUGUAGCUUGUCGGAGGAGUUGAAGGGAUCAAUAUCUAUUUGAUCAUUGGAUUGAUCUUAAUCCCUGAAUUAAACUAAUCAAAUGAGCACCACUGGCUCUGACGUGUGAGAGGCUGGGUGUGAUAAGGUGAACUGGUGUCUCAGUGAGGACUUUAUAAAACAUAAGUAGAAAUGAAAAGGUUCAUACUAUGGAGUUUGGUUACAUUUGAAUAUUUAUAGCCAGUUAAGGUUAAUAUUAUUUUUUCUGUUUGGUGUCCUCCCUAGUUUAUCUGUAGAGGUAGUGUGUGUGUGUGUGUGUGUGUUUUCUGUGUGUGUUUUCUGUGUGUGAGCGAGAGUCAUUGCUAUAGUUUACGGUCUGCCACAGUUUCAGCUGUGAGAGAGAAAAACAAGGAACCUGUUUCCAUUUCUCCCCCCCUCACUCUCUCCCUCUCUCCUUUGCUUCAUUCUUCUUCUUUAUGUGAUGUCAUACCUGCCCCUUCAUUGUUCAAUUGAGGGCGUGCCUGGGGAGUAGAGACGGGAGGUGAACAGCACUUGAUUGUUGAGGUCUUUCAAUAGAGAGAGAAAGAGAGGGAGACAGAGACAGAGAAGGGGGGAGUGAUGAGGUUAAUGCUGCAAAUAGCUGCGACUUUGUGUGGGACUUCGCUCUCUGGAGGGAGUUGUAAGGCAUACGUGAGGGGUCAAGUUAAAGAUUGAAAGUUUUAUUGUUCUCACAUGGUGAUAUUUAUAGCGCAAAAAAGCACCAACACAUGCACUUGUUUUCAUGUAUUUCUUCUCUCCACCCACUGCCGCAAAAAUAGCCCCAUGAGUUCUAUUAUUCCCAGCAAGCCCUUUUCAAAAAUAUACUGAGAAUUUGUAGACGUUUUUGAAUAAUUAAAAGCGAGUGACUCACUUAAAUGUGUGAAAUUGUAUUAUUAGAUCAGGAUAAGAGCAAUUGUGCUUUCUGUUUUUCUCCACAACUUUUAAUUUGUGCUCUUUGUCCCAGAUUGUGAUGGAGCAGUUCAACCCUGGCCUGAGAAACCUGGUUAUCCUUGGGAAGAACUAUGAGAAGUCCGUCACAGGUAAACACAGCUUUUACCCUCACAUAAAACAUAUUUAUGAUCACACCUCAUUAUCUUCUGCAUGAUUAGACUUACAAACUUUGGAUCUAAUCUGAAAACAUUGAAAGAGCUGCAGCAUAAAGUCAAGUUUUGUCUUUAUUAAUAGUUUUGCCUGAACACAAAAUGAUCCAACAAGUCCUUUUCCCCCAGCUGAUUACUUGAUGUUUGUCUCUUUCCCCUGACGCAGCGAUGACUUUAGCUGGAAAGGCCUAUUUUGAUGCUGUUUCAAAGGUUGGAGAGAAUGCUAUCGUGUCUCCGGUCUCCAGAGAGCUUGGUGAGUCGCAUUCAAAUCCACUUUGAGUCUGAUGUAAAUGACUUGAUAUGUAUAAAUGUAUUUUUGGUGCAGCUAGGCCAUGAAGAAGAUAAUGAUUCCCAACUUUCGAACUCUGUGGAAACAUAUGAUACUGAAAUAUUUAGACAGAUCUAAAAGUUUGACAAUUACAGAAAUAAACUUCAUGACUCUCUAGUCAGGGAAAAAUGUGUGAUGUUUGAUGAGAAAAGUGAUACCAUCGUGUCUCUAUUUUGAAUACAAAGCUACAGAUAACAGUUAGUGUAGCUUUGCUCAAACAGUGGAGCCUUAUGGGUAAAAGUAGCAUACCUUCUUUCUGUAUUUAUCAUCUCCACUCAACCUCCUUGUCAUACGUAAAACAUAACAUGUAAUUUAUGUUUUUAAUCAAUACUUCAUUAGCUGUUAAAUUGUGACCUUUUGAGGCUUUGGUCUUUGGUAGUUUUAAUGAAAACUGGUUUUGCUAUUUUCUCUUUAUUGUCUUUAGACCAACUGAUUGGAGGAGUUUUAUAAACUUUUUAGGAUCUCUUAAACUGUGAACUUUAAAGACACUUUUAAUUGGCAGCUGUUUUGUUAGUUUUGGUGAGAGCUUCACAAGCUGUGUUCUUAUGUUUACAGUCUAAGCUAAGCUAAGCUAAGCUAGGCUAGUUGGGUGCUGACUUGAAUGUAUCCAGGUCUGUGAACAUGGAGGCGGUCAAGUAAGGCAUUGGCCACUUUUCGAAAUAUGACUGACCACUCUUUUUUCCAUGUAAAAUUCUCAGCUCUGAUUGGCAACUUGCCUGGUUUGAGGUGGACCUGAAGGACUUGAGUUAAAGUCAAUAUAUAUUGGUCGGUGUUGCAACUGGCUGCCAAUGGCUGUCUUUACGUUUUAAUGUGACACAAUUACUCGAGUUCCAUUUUAAAUUGUGACUUUAAACUACAAAUCAUUUUUUUAAUCCAUAAUUAUUCAUGCAAAGAGGAUUUGAAUAUUAUCAUCCUUUUGAUUUAAUAAUUAAAUGCAUACACACAGAAAUGCAUCACCUUUUUGAUAGUUUGUUGUUAGUAGUCAACCUAGAUAUGAUAUGUCGGAAUAGAAAGGAUGAACAUAUUCCAUUAAUACAUGUGUGCGGUUACCUUAUGCCACCUCUUCAAAAGUCUGCCCCAUCUGGACCACCCGGGCUGAAAAGUCUUGCAUGCCCCCUUAUAACUUAUAAACACGUGACUAGGUGAUCCCAUUAUAUCUUCACAAAGAAGACAAAAAGUCCAGUUUCCAAAUGUGAAUUUGGCCAUUUAAAGACCCGGAAAGAACAGAGUGACUUCGGUGACUUUCACAGCACAUCACACCUCCUGCUGCAUCCACAAACCCUCUUGGAUUGUGGAAGCUGAACACCUUCAAAAUGCUGUUCCUUUGGGACUUAAUCAUGAUGACACAUUUUGUCUGUGUGUAACAGUAAUCCAAAAUGUGUUUCCAUUAUGCAAACAUCUGGUAAUAACACUGAUUGACAGGUUCACAGUUAACAAUGGAUAUUCAUCAUCAUCUGCUGUCUACCUCUGGCUCUGACUAAAGUGCUUCUUCUCUUCUGUCUCUGCUCUGACGCUGCCGUCAAAUAGGUACAGGUUGUUAUUCAUCCAUCCUCUGACUCAUCUCCAAUUAUUCUAUUAGUGCAGAAAUUUGUAGAUGACCUACUUUGCCUUGGGGCCUUGAUUUUGAGUUCUUACUGUUCAUUAAGUUGCUUUUUGUGCUCUGCUUUACCACCUCUUAACACACUAGAUUAUAAAUUGGCUCCGUGUUUGGCUAGACUCAAAUAACAGACAGGAAAAUAGAGGAUAGUAGUAAAAACUGCUAAAAAAAAGCUUUACUUUUAGUUCUUUACCAUUGAUUAAGACAGUCUGCAUGAACACUGUUCGAUUCAGACAAGGUGAAGCUGUUUUCACAGAGCUGUUACUGUGUGAAAGAGAAGCAAAUUGGGUGUGUCUUCUUGGUUUGGUGAAAAUGUAAAUAAUGGAAUAAACAAGUUAGCAUAACAACAACUAAUAUGUGAGAGAGAUAUGUUUCUGAAAAAGAAACCAUAAGGAAUACGUCUGAUAAUCAGAAAUGGACAGUCUUACCUAAAGUCCCAGAAAGAACCUUUGCCCUUUUAGAAAUUAGAGUGAAACAUAGACAGGCAUGUUUUGAUUGAUGGUAUAUGAGUGCAACCAAAACAUGCGGCUCGAUAAUACCCUGCAAUGUUGAUCAAGUUUUUCGGGCCGCACCUGUUGGUUAACAAUGGCUCUUCAUCUCUUCAUAAAUAAUAUGUUGAUGUUUCAUGGUUAGUGACAUUUUUACCACAUGCCAGAAAAACAAUAAGCCAAAGCAACUCCACAAAUGCCGAACAACAUGCUUCACCAAUUUUACCUCAUGUCAUGUGGAAAUUUGCUGCUUCAGCAUCUUUGCUUCAUUUCCAAAAUAAAGCCUGCUUGUGUAACGUAACCAAUACAGAGCUAGUUGCAAUCUUGACUUGCGGCAAGAUAAAAAAAAGUCAGAUGAUGGGCACUUCCAGUUUUUUCAGUUGAAGUUCACUCUUGAAAGAAAAUCCGCUUCUUAAAUUUCAUCAUACCUGAUAUUUUAUUCUCAUAUUUGAAUAUCAACCCCCAAAUCAUAAUGGCUUCCAGACAAAAAAAAAAGGCCCAUGAAAAUCUUGAACUUAUACCCACAAGCCCUGUCAUUCCUUCUCAGGCUGGAAUAGACGACAACGAGACUGUGUGAAUUCUCUCACACAUUGCAGGGAGCAGAGCAGCAAACACACUGAACAAACAGACAGACAGAGAGGACUGUCUUCCCACCACUCAUCCUCUUCAUACCAUGUCGCUCCAUCUGCCUAACCAAACCCACCAAUGGUCUUUAUCGUCUGUUUGUGGAGGCCUGAGGAGGCUCAAACUGUAUGGGGAAAAAAAGGAGACCAUUAUUGAGUUUCCUUCCAUUUUUUUUAUUGGCGUAGUGUUUUAAAAUAAAUGACAGAGAAAGAGUCAAACAAUAGUUGGUAUGUUUGAUUUAUAGACGAGAGAUGGGACAGCUUUCCUCCGGUUAAAUCAUCAGUUUUUACAGUUUCCUAGUAUUGCUUCACAUAAAUCAACGACUUUACCUGUCGGAAGGAAGUCUGAUUUGGACCCUAGAGUUCAGCAUAAUUUCUUUCAAAACACACUUUUGUGAAGGAUAAAAGACCAAACAAUUACCCAGUUAUUAUGGCUCUUACAAAGUUGUUUCUCUCUUCGUCUUGGAAAAAUGGUUUGGCACAGAAAUCACUUGCGUCACAGCGGUUGGCAGGUAUUUUCAGAAGGUAACCCAAGGCUUUCUCAUCACACUGCGCUGCUUUUACGCAACUUCCACUGAGAUUUUCUUUUAUACUAACACUGUAUGGGGGUUAAAGUGAAGUCAUAAGGAAAUACUUUCUGUCAAACUUUUCGACUGCCUGAGGACAGACAAAUGAUUGAAAGCCACACCUGUACUGUUUGGUUUUCCACACCCCACCACACAGGAAGAAAAAAAUCCACUUUAUUGGGAAAGAAUUUUUGAUCAAAGUCGAUCUUUUGGUAACCUUGCAGAUAUACUUUUUUUCCUGACUUCAAACAGUUAUCUUAACCCAGCUCCUCCAUUAGCAAUCAGCAUCUACCAGUGUCAAGACGAGGCAUCUCACUGUCUGAAAAUACAGAUGGAUCAAAAAUGAACCUUGCAGGGUUGUGUAUAAUUUGAAUCCUAAAUGAAAAAAUCUUAAACAGCAAGUUUAAUGUUGAAUAAACAAAGCAUAAAGUACCAUGAAAUAUAGCAAAUCAGGGGUUUUAUUGCUACUUUCUUUCAGUAUCAUCAGUGGCCAAUGGGAGCUAAUGUCAGCAACCAUUAGAAGAAUACACUUCACAUUUUGGGGUUUACAUAAGCCAAUAGAGGAAAGUUAGAUAAAAGCAUUUACUGCUGCACUCCCAAGUUAAUGUCAGCUUACAGAGAGAAGACGCACAACACAUAAAACCUAAACCGAGUUAACCUCUUUGUUCUGGUAUCAUUAGCUGCUAGCUUAGGCUAGUUCUACCUUUGACAAAAGAUUGACUUUACAGUUUGCUUUUUGUGCUACUCACAGUUUCCCCAACACUUUACUUUAGCUAACAGAAGUAAGAAGAUGUUAACAGACUGUAUCUCAGAAGAAAUGUGUGCCAUGUCCUCCAUGUAGUCCUCUAACUUCUUCUUAGUUUACCUUACGAUCUUGUUCAAAUCUGACCGAGUUUCAAUGGCCAACUACCUAUAGGUUUUUUGAUUUGCACAUGGAUGUAGCUCGGUGUAAUUUUUCUGUUUGCCAUCUUUCUUGUGACUUGGUGUACCACACACAUAUCCCUCUGUAUAUUUAAAGUAAUAGUUUACAGUGAAUGCACAAUGAGAAACUUCCUGUGCUUUAGUGUGUGACUGGACUCUGCAGGGAGUUGCCAUGAAAAGGCAGCAGGUAGCGAGGGACUGAAAAUGGUACAGGAGAAAGAAUGGCACCAUUCCCACCCUUUCCACCUUUUCUCUGCGCUGUUUGACAAGCCUCACGCAGGAUUGUUUUUUUGAAAUAUUGAAGAACAAACAGCAUGUGAAAAAUGGUAAUGUCAACCAGAGGGAUAUUUUCUCCCCAGAUGAUUCAGAGCUGACAGUCAAUUCAGUGUGUCCUAUACAUAGCACCCGUAAUAAGUUUUUUUUUUUUUUUUUUUUUGGAGGUACAGGGUUAUUUUUGUUGUUAUUGUUAAUAAAAUUUUGAAACAUUUGGUUUGGAGCAUUUCAGAAGCAGUAGAAGAACUUCAUUGAUCCCCCAAGGGAAAUUCAAUAGGGUGUCAAUUGCCCUUCAUUUUAGACUCUAUGCUACUCGAAGCACUUGUUGUACCCUAAAGUCAGUAAAGCGAAACUUCUAUUGCAUCUGUACUUUAGGCGCACAUUUUAACUGCAUUAACACGCGCCUUUUUUUCCUCAAAGUUUUGAUCCUUUUCAUGGAAGUGAAGAAGUUGUAUCAGCUGUAGAGCAUUUGAAAGAAGUAGAACAGCUAGCUUGACGAUAUAGCAUUAGUGUGUUUGCAGCGCUGUGUUAUCAAGUCAUACAGACUCUCCCUGAGCAUACAAGACUGUUGUAGAUGAGCAAAAUAGAAAAGGGUGGUGGUUUGUUUUUUAAGAGUCCUCUCAUUGCUCAGCCAGUUAUGACUCCUGUCUUCACACUCCACAGCUCUGUAAUGAUGGCAGACCUCAAACAUGCUCGUCCUCCAUCCACUGUCAAACAGGCUCUUUCCAGGCCCUCUUGUACUUUUUUCUCUAAAGGGACAGACUGCUCGAUAAACUGAGGCACUGGACUGUCUAAACCUCUGUCAGACCUCAAUCAUUUCUAACAAGCACCCAUUACUCUUUUGACCCUGUUUCAUCAGAUAUUCGAGAUUUCAUUGAGGGUCCAAAUUACUCCAAAAUCACAACGACCAAAUGUAGCAUGCUCAAAGUUAAUGUGAUUUGAGGUUUGCUUUCAGUUUGUUGUUUCAGCCAAAGAAACUGAUGGCAAUGCAUGAGGCUGAGGUUGGUUUUAUAUGGUCUAGUAAUAAAUGAUCACGUGUGCUGUAUGUAAUGGCAUGUCGUCACUCUGUGUUAAGGAAGUUGUACUGAUCAACAGUAAACACAGAUGAUUUGCUGAAAUACGAUUGACAUCCAAAUCAGUACAAACCAAAAAGACUGCUUUUGAUCAGCUGUGUUGGAUGUUGGUUUCAGAUGUAAAAGAGUGCAGAGAACUCCGAGCGUGUACACUCUUUUACCCACAGAGUUUGGUUUACAGCUGAGAUUAGAAAUUGAUCGACUGAAAGGUUGUUUGGCAUCUUUGAAGUGCACCUAUUUGAGUUUAUGCACUCACUGUUUACAAAGCUAAUUCACCAAAAAGUCUAUUAAUCAAUGGGUCUGUAACAAAUCAUAUGAUCUUUAACAGCAGGAAGAGUUUGUCCUGUCGUCAAAUGAACGAUGAGUUUCAUUCUCGUUUUUUCAAAGUAGAGUUUCGGUAUAGGUGAAUUUAUUAGUUGUUCUGUAGUCUCUGAUGGCCAGACAUCAGAGACUAUUGGGUGUCCAUUGGAGUACAGUCAACCCUCCUUGUGUUUAGUCAGUCUAGCUCUGAUUGUGACGUCACUUUGAUAAGAGAGAGGGAACAGCUCAUCUAUAGCAACCUUCAAUCAAUGCUUCCCUCACCUGAACUUGAAUCAUUUAGAUAUCAUUCAAUCCUGACUCACAUCGUACGUAGCUUAAUUUUAUCACAUGCUCUACUAGUGUUGCUCCUGUGAUAGAAUAAUGCUACGUGACCUGUUCCAACUCUGUCUUGCACAAUAGAGGACUGGUUAUCCAUUAAUUGUAGGGAAAUAAAGGUGAUCAGGGGAAAAGGUGCCAACAGGUCGGCUGCCAGGGUUCAAGCUAGCCAACAUCCGUUUAAAGCACUACUUUCUUAUCUAGGACCAAAAAUAGGCAGGGGUUGUGUUGGCAUGGGGCACUCCCGCGCUGUAAAAGGUGUCACCUGUGGAGAAUGUAAGGUGUGGCUCUAUGUCCUAUCUGCAGUCCCGUAAGGAAGGCAUUUAAUACAGGUGUUGGAAAGAAUCCAAGCAAGUCUUAACUGGACGAAUUUUUAAAAUAACCACUGUGAAUUAUUGCAAGAACUGACUUUUGAGUGUUUUUAGGCUGUGUUGGAAAUUACUGUGACACAGGUCAGGUUGUGAAUGUUCUUUAUAGAUUACUAUGACCUGAAGAGAUUAGUUUUGAUAGUAAUCUGAUCAGAUAAAAGCUGAAACACUCUAAACUGUCCUGCUGCUGAAAUAAAGAAAACAAUAUUAUGAAAUCAGAUAAGCCCAGGUAACCCAAUCUUGGUUUCUCCUCGAACAAAGGAUCCAUUUUGUGUUGUUCAAAGCUUUUGAGUUCAAUUGAAACAACUUUGACUGAGAAGAUCCGUAUUAUCCUGACCCAUUUAGGCUCAGACUGGGUUUCUAAUUCAAGUCGUAGCCUAAUAACUUCAAUGUAUAUGUUGGAUAAAAAGUUCAUGUUAUGCAGACCUUGUCGUGAAGUAACAAAAAACCGACACAUUAUGCGCUAUAGACAAUUUGAGGUCAGCUGAGGAGCUCUUGGAUAAAGUGUCAGCUUUCCUCAUAAUGAAUCACAACAGACGCAGUGAAUCAUGAGUUUUGUAGUUUUCCACAGAGAAUCUUUUAUCAACCCUGUAUGAACCAUGUAGAAAUCCAUGCUCACACACCGUAGAAGUCAAAUAGUUUGAGGUGAGAUUAGAUUAUCUUGGUGCUUAAAAACUUCAAAAGAAAACGAAUGGCCAGUGAAAGACAGAGAUUGGAGAUAAGAUACAGAAGGAAACAGGGAAAGCUGCCCUGUGAUGUUACAGGAUAAAGGUGAUGAACUUGAGUAGCAGCUCUUUCAGUUCAAAACCCUGGAUGAUGUUAGAGGGAAAUGCAGCUCAGUUUACUCUGUUAGGUUGUCCAAAUUCCUUACUUACCAUUCAGUCUAUGUAUACUAAGCUGUGAUAACUUUCUGCAGCAUUUACUUUCACACCUUGUUAACCCCAAAGGUGAAACCUGCAGGUGUCCAAGGGCCUCUUUGAACCCCCCCUUCCUGCAUUUCUCAGCCCCCCUCCUCUUACCCGCAUGCAGGUUGUUGUUGGGGCUGUACAAACAGCUCCCCAAGCCCACUGCUGCCGCCACCCUUACCCCUCCCUGUCCAAGCACAAAGGCAGCAUUUACCAGUACGUUCUGGUGACCUUCAGAGGGCAAUGUUGUUGUAGCAGGACACUGGCUCUUAGAUCACAGACGCUCAGCUGUCUUUCUGCAGGUCAUUACUUUUGUUUGCUCAGAAAGGUGGUGGAGGAUUGUCAGGGGUCUGCACAAAUUUUAAGGCGUUUACAUGUGCUGACAUUGGCAUUUUCACCUUAAACACUCAAAGAACCCUACACCUAUGUUUCUUUUUGACUUUUGGCAUAAGGUGUUAAAAAUCUUGCAUUUUUUUGACACAUUACCAGAACCUAUACAGUCUUUACAGGUCUCACCAGAACACCAUGUCCUAUAGUAAACCUUGAGUCUAGAUUUCACCCCAUUGUGACAGAGGUAGCGCUAUAAAGUGCUUAGCUAUGAUUGUCCACUCAUGUUUACAGUAUUGACUCACUCCUAUUGUCUCAUGUCAUAUGCUGCUCUAUCUGCGUUGUGGCCCGGCUGUGAAUGGAGACUGUUCUGUGUCUGACCGCACAAUACCAGAACAUUUCAAAGAGAUUACUUAUUGACAGCUGUUCAAAUAUUGAAAGGAGAUAAGUCAUCUGUAAAAUAUGGGGCUGUAAAGAUGUAUGCAAGGGUUGAUAGAAGAGAAAACAGGUUACAUUGAUGAUACAGACUAUUGAGAAAGUGUUGAUUUGAUCUCUUUGUAAAGUGCAUCUCAUUCUGCAUCUGCUUUUUGUUACACUCUGCUUUUGAAUGUUCCACUUUUAUUGGUGCAAUAUAUGUGCAUUUUGAGGAAAUGUCCAGCUCCUUUGUGCAAAGAGAGGACUGGUACCAGCCUUCUGGUCUUCUUGUGAUGCAAAUGAAGUUACCACCAGCUUAACUCAGCGCAGGAACUGGGAUUGCAACUGUGUUGUCACUUCCACUUUUGGUGAUUGAAUACAGUAAAACUCUUGUUUUUUAAACUCAGCUUUGAAAGAAUGUUGAAUAUUUCAAAAUGUUGAGGUCCUAGUCGUUUUAUUUACCCCUGAAAACAAAAGCAUCUCUCUUUUAAUGACUGACAUCCUAAAAGUUGUCCUUUAUCUAUUAUCAGGUGUGGUUCUGAUGGAGAUCGCAGAAGCCCACAGGAAAGUCCACAUGGAACUUGAAGAGAACGUGAGUAGCCUCAAAAUUCAUAUAUUGAUCUUUUCUUUUUAUCAAAACAUCAAAACCACACCUUGAUCAUCGAGCCGCAUAUGCCUCUUUCCUUUAUAACGCCAGACUCCUUUUAAAAAAGACAUAAUAAUGACUCUCACUGUUGCACGACGCAGCAUGUCCCUUAAUGAGGAUUAAUAUGAGCACUGUAGUUUGUCUGAUCCUGCACACACAGCCCAACUCUUGUCGUCGCUAGGUUGCCAAAUCAACUAUAAGUAGCUUCAGUCAAAUGCAAAAUUCACCAGGGGUGAUCAAGACAUUUGUUCACAUCUAUGAUUAGAUUUAUUAUGAUACAAUGAGGUUGUCAUACCAUGCUGGUAUUUAAUUCAUCACAGUGUUUCUCACAGAAUGACAGUGUACCUGUGAUGGGGGAGGUGGUGACAGAGGUGGUGUGUGUUUAUGUGUGUGUGUGGGUGAAAAUAUCAAAAUACAGAACCUUUUCUACAAUAUGUUAAUCUCAUCUACCCAGUGAUUCUAUGUUUGGAUUAGUUUACACAUCAAUAGACCUUGUUCUUGUGGUGUCACUCUCUAUAGGUUGUACAAAUCUCAAAUAUCUUUCCAACUGUGGUGGUUUCAUAACUCUUAGAUUAGUGAGCAGCCACACCGCAUAAAGACAGAGAUGAUCAGGAGAGACAGUGAUCAGGUCAUAUUUUAAGUAACAAACACAUUUCAUGCCCCAGAAAGAGAAAUAGGAAAAUGCAAAUUAAUUAUUUUACAGAUGACUCCUCUGUUUACGCUGGGGACAUUUUUUGUACUAGCCAGCUGUACAAUAUGUACAGUUCUGCACAGGUCUUACCUCAGUGCGGUUGCUGUAUUCUUUAUAAAUCAUUUUUUUUCUUGAAUUUCUAAGACACAGGUAAGAUUUAUCAUCGUACUCCUAAAUAAGGGCUUUUAGUGAUGAGGGUAUGACUACCUGGUGCUAUGGUUUAAAGCUCCUCUAAGGAGUUUUAUUGUUUGUUUGGUUUUUUUACAUUUAUGAAAUAGACUGAAAUUCAUAUUGAUGCCUUAAAGCGAACAAGACAUUCUACGACAAGAUUGAUGGUUGUAUAUCCUAAUUUGUAAAGCCUGAAACUGAUGUGAGGUGGCAGGUGUCAGCUAAGCAGCUGAAGAACUCUGUUUUUUUUACGAGUUUUACAUCAAAUAUUUUGAGUAAAUCACUGUCAAAAAGUUAACAGGAUGCUAUAAGCAAAGACUUCUGUGCCUGCUGGGGGGCCAAAAUUGACAAAUCUUCAAGUUCCUCAUAGAAACUUUAAAGAGAGACAUUGAUGAAUGUUUUGGAGAUAAAAAAGAAUCCCUUUUUUCUGUAGUUGAAGCCUGCAGGGCUUUUUGCUCUGACGCAGAAUAUUUGAAGUGAAGUAAUUGGAAGAAAAUUCCUGUGUUGCAAUUGUACAAUCUGAAAAGUUUCUCUGCGUCACAGGUCAACAGUUGAAAAAUUCUCCUUUCCUGAAGUCCCCUACAGCCACCAACACUAGAUCUGUCAUGGUAUUAUUGGACAGAUUUCUUCAACUGUCUUUUCUAGACAUCCUUGCAACCUUUCAAGCUCAUUCUUUUCAUUUUAGAAGGUUCGCAAGUGUUGUAACUAAAGGUGAAAGAAAGUUAAUGAGAGUCGUUCCACAGUCAAUCCUGGCCCCGCUGCCUCGGGGUUAGAUGCUUCAGAUACCUGCUAGUUACUAGAGGUUAAUUGGAGUCAAGUGUCUUCAGUCUGAAUGCAACAAUCAGUGGGAUGUUAGAGAAAUAGUUAACAUGCACAAUUUUUGGUAAUGCAAGAAACAGACCGUGGAUAGGAACUCUUCCCUUUUAGGCGAGUUUCCCUGCAGCUAUCCUCAAGUAAUUGAAAUUCAUUUGCACAAGGAAAGUUGUUAAUCUUUAACCUUAACAGGCUGAUAAGCUAUCCCCAUGGGUGGAAUCACAACCUCUCAGAAACCCAUUAUGAUACAUUCCACCAGGUCACUCCUCUCUUAUCGUCAUGUUUUCACCGAGCCAUGUGACCGAUCUGUACAUCAUGUUUGGAACAGCAUGCUUUAUGCGUGGCUUCUGUUGCAAUGACUUUGAGCGAGUAUGUGUGUGUGUGUUUUCUCUCUGCAGUUCAAGAGGUUCCACAGAGAGGUGAUAGUCGAGCUGGAGAAGAAGACAGAGAUGGAUGUUAAAUACAUGAAUGUGAGUAUAAUGAAGUAUAAAAUAUCCCCCUUCCUUUCCCAAGAUUCUUUGUCUUCUUGCAGCAAUUCAGAUACCUAGACUCUAUAGCCCACUAGCUAGCAAAUGAAUCCACCCAUGCUAGUGUGACAAUAAAAAGGUGUUAUUACACAUUUAUAGAUUUAAUUAUGCUUAAUAAAUGAAUAAAUAAAAGCUACCUUAAAUUGUGUGCUGGGAGAACACUAAUGCUGCGUUCCAGUUACCUCAGAAGUCAGAUGUCGGAGCUGGAAAUGACGUUAAAUCCAAGUUGACGGCGUUCCAGUUAACAAGUCGGAAAACCAAGAUGGACGCCUCCAGUUACCCGUUGUUAGCUGUUGUUCACAAUUGUCAGUUGUUGUUAGCUGUUGUCAGCGGUUGUUGGUUGUUAUUAGCGAUACCAGUUGUAAACAACGCAUAACACAGUAUUUUACUCUUAUAAACAUCAUAGCACAGUGUUCACAGUUCGAAGUUGGACAGUCAAACAUAUACCACUUAUUUAAUUUCAAAAAAACAAAACAGAAGUGCUAAUAAAUAAUUUAUUACGAGAGCUUUCACUGUUACUCUUCACUGUUGAUGCACUGUGCUGCCAUCUUGGAUUAUGACGUUGUUGUCAAGUGGUGAUUGGUGAGGAUUGUCCGACUUUCUGAGUUGGAAAUCUGACUUCAGGGGGGCGUUCGGGAGCUCCCUGACUCGGAGCUCGGAAAUUCCGACUUCCGAGUACAACUGGAACGCAGCAUAAGAGUUGGCUUUACCUGCUCCGAGAUAGCUCCAAACAGGAGACGUUACAUAAUAAAGUAGCUGAAAUUAGUCUAUCUUCCUACUCCUAAAGAAAAAUGUGCAGCCUAGGAAUAAAGUAGGUGAGUAAGUAAGUUAAUGGAUGAAUAAAUAUUUCACACUUACAAAUCCUGAAUAGAAACUUAUUCAAACAUUAGUUCCUCUCCUUUGCAUCUGAUUGAAUUUAUCAUGUUUAUCAGUUCCUUCUUUCUCAUGCUUCUCUUUCCAAACAUCACCCACAGGCUACAUUUAAGCGCUAUCAGUCAGAGCACAAGCUGAAGCAGGACUCCUUGGAGCGCUCACAGACAGACCUGAAGAAGCUCAGGAGGAAAAGCCAGGGAAAGCACUCGUCCAAAUAUGAGAUUAAAGAGAACGAGGUGAGUCUGAAACCAAACUGACCCCAGAGUCCUCAGAGCCUUUGCGAUACAUAAUGUACACCUGCCUGAUGCUUUGUGUGGCUUUUUCAAGCAUGGUGCUGUUGACACAUGCUUAUGCUCUGAUGCUUUUGAAAAGGAAUAUGACAAGUGUACAAUUAACGUAACUGGGUGGGGAGAUUUGGCAAGAUAGUUCUCAUGAUAACUACAUACCUGUGUUCAGGUGAGAAAAGGGAGGAGGGGGGCAUGUGGUUUACAUUUUUCACUUGAGAAUAACAUAACUUACAUAACUUUGCAACAUAUAUGACAGCUACUGUAGGAAACACACUUAUCUAAGGUAGUUAAAGGGACUUAACCACUAUGCACAAGACUUGGUUUUUGCAUGCACUAGAGCUGUAUCUGGUCUCCCUGCAUUCAUCCACAAACAGAGGAUUGUGUUUUUAUUGAUGCUGGACACACCCAAAUUUGCAAAUAUGUAUGCAUGAAUGCUCACAUUCAUACAGGGUUCAUGCAAAAAACCAGGUUCUACUGGAUGCUGCAAUCACAAUUUGCCUCAACCAAAUACUUACCUUAUGCUGACUAAAAAACAAUUUGAUUCAAUUUGGUUAAACUUCCAAAACAGUUCCAUAACAAUUGUAAGAGGUCUUUCUCUGUUCAGGGAGAGCUGAUGAUACAAACAGAUAAUAGAUGUAGACAAACUACAAGAGACCAAAUCUUUCGCAUCUCAAAGAUCUUAGAUGACAGAGCUAAAACAAACACAAUGCUGAGUGAACAGAAGAACACGCACAUGGCUUUGAAGCUUUAAUUCUCAGUGUUGAAAUCUGUCUCUCAUGAAUGUGUUUGCUCUGUGGUGUUCAGUGACCCUGAAUUUAUUGGCUGAAGUGUGUGCUUUCAAAAGCCUGAUUGUUGCAUAAUGUGGGGUGUUUUCUGUCCUGCUGUUUACUACCAAGUACAGCUUGUCUGUUGAGGGAGUUUUUUGACUGAUUUUGAUUAGAAUUUCACAGGGGGAUAAAGGUUCAGUGAUUACUAAUAUGACCGCAUGGAUACACCUAACCUUUAUGAUACAGUUUCUGUAUAGCGGUAAUGAUGGUCAGAAGAAAUGACUCACUGUAUCACUCCCUUAUGACUCCUUCAUGACUCCUUAUGGUCGUGCGAAAUGCAUCAAUCCUGUAAUCUACCUUUCAGGGCCAUUUCUUUUUUCUUUCUGUUAAUCAAAAACUGUGAUGUUCCAUUGUUUGAUCGUCUUGUAUUUAAUUAAGUAUCGCUAUAUUAUGUUAUCGGCAAUGUUACACAGUAUGCAUGGUCUUGUGAGGUACCCACCACUACUGCUGACAGAGUAAAUUUUCAAUCUGUUGUUGAUUAGAAACUACAUUUUAUGUAAUUUUCUAUAUAAUAUUUUCUGUAAAAGAAGUUUCUACACUGGCUUGUAUUGAAAAAAAAACACAAAGAUAAGUCUAUGAUUGGCUCAUAUUGGCUCAAAUCAGUCCACAUUAAAUUGGAUCAGGCAUUUAUUUUUUACAUUAUUAUUCAUUCAUCUAUUCAUACAUCAUUAUUCAUUAGAAAACAAGAUCUUAUUUCAACCUGAUUUGCAAACAUAUGCACUGAUAUCAUUAUACCUGUCACUGGCCAGUAUCGGCUUGAUGACGUAUGAGAAAAUAUAUACACAGUAUAUAUCUAUGAUGGCACAUAUUGGCUUCAUAAUACUGGCUUACUGAAAUAUCUGUCAGCCCAAUAUAACAAGAAGUCCCAACAGCUCCGACACCUAUUUGCUUUGCAUAUCAAUGUUUUCAAAUGAUAGAAGACAUGCAAAAAGCUCCUGUUUAUCUUUUGUAAUAUUUUAUUGACUGUUUUCACAGCCGGACUUCCACACUGCCAGGAUGGUGUGUAAGACUUGCUUGUUUUUAGACAAUGAUUAAACCAUAUAUUGAAGGUUUAUUGCAAGUGAAAAAGCUAUCCACAUUUAGUUUCCUUUACCCUUGCUGAUAAAACCUGAAUCCUAUCUCUGCACUUGAAUAACAUCUUUUAGAAGAUAGUCGUACACUCAGUUGUCUUAUCAGGGUGGAGCUGAAAAGCUCAGCUAAGACUGAGAGCUGUAACGCCUUUUUUAAUAGAUCAUUAUCUAAAAAAGUGACACCUGUUGACCAAAGGAAGACUUCCCAGCUUUCUCUUUGUCACGUCUAGGGGUGGCAGUGAGCUCAGACCGGUCUGUCAGCCCUCCCACAUCUCAGAGCCCCAAACAAUUGUUCGCUGCAAAAAUGAGAAAUGCGGAGUCUUGAUUCAGCGUCUGGCAGGCUAUCGUGGAGAGAGAAGGAGUGAGAGGGAGAAAAUGAGACCAGACAGAAGAGUCAGGUCUUUCCACAGGGCCCUUAGAGACAGGCUGCUUUAGUGUCACCAUGACAACCUGGGGAAAAUGCUCUUAUCAGAGUGGGUGUAGAGGAAAAAAGAUGGAGGGUCUACUGUAGUUGAGAAGUCGUUUUAGAGUUUGAAAUACCUUAUGUCAGGUUUAGUGGUCCAUCUGCUUUAUUUAUCAUUUGCAACAUCUCUGCAGAGAUGGUGUUUCUUUGAGGACAUUAAUUUGUUUCUCGCUGCAGUAAAAUUGAUCUACAAGCAGCAGGAAAGCCACAUUAAGUCGUCCCUACAGUGCUGAGACUCUGAUUACGAAGCUCAUUAGGACCUUAGUGACUGAAUCUGACCAGAGCAUGUAAACAUUAUGUUUUAACCACUUGAUGAUUAAGUCUGAGUCCAGCAAGACUUGCCACCCACUCAGGUCAGCGUUACUUUCCUCUGUUGCUCUGCAGAACAGUCUAUGUCACAGCCUACACUGCAGAGCUGUAGCUGCAGGGAGAACAUGGAGUCAAAAUGUUGUUCAUAAACACACUCUCUGUCUAAAAAAAUAUGAUUUUAUGCCGUUUGAAUACUAAUAACAGCAAUGCAUUUCCCACAGCUUUCAUCAGCCUUAUGAAAGAGGGACAGAGCUUAAGAAGAAGUCUUACUCAAAAUGCAUGUAAACAACUGCUUGUGUAGGAAGUAAAUUUUCAUGGCAACAGUAUGACGUAUGACAGGUGUGUGCAACAGGUUUGACUGUAGAUAAUAUCUGUGACAAAUUGAAUGAAAUAAGUAGGAAAACAUAAAAAAAACUGCUUUUCUGAUUUUGAUGAAAAAAUGGGGGAAAUUUAAAAAAUUGAGAGAUGACUCUUAAGUUAGUUGAUUUUGCAUGGACACGUCAAGCCUUUCUGAUCUCAAGACUCAGUCUGAUCUGCAGUAUGAUGUACAGUUUCUUUAGGAUUAGAUGAACUGAUAUGGCAUCCUUCAUGGAUAUAUCUGAUGAUGUAUGUGAAAUGCUGUCAGACUGGAAACGUGAUGACUCAAGACAUGAUCAGGCGAUUGCUGAGGAUAAACUUAUGUUGUGAUAACGAGACAAUUAUCGCAUUGAUUCAGAAAAGCUGAUUAAUUUGUCUUCAGUUAAUGCAUGGAAACAAAGAAAGUUGGAAAAAAGACAGGACGAAGAAAGAAUGACUGAUAAAGAAAAGUCAAAUAAUGGGGGAAUACAUUUAUAGUAUCAUAUUUGUUAUAGUCUUCAUUUUGUCCAAAUUUAAGGGUGGAGGGGGUUCUGGCUCUCAAAGGUUGAUUAAAAAAAAACAAUUAAUUACAGAUUUUACAUAAAAAAUAGUGAUUAAAUUGAAAUAUCAAUUCUAUGUUACAAUCUCUAUAAUCCUGCAUUUUAUAAUAGCUUAAUGUCCAUAUUAACAAUGAAACGCAAUUGAAAAAUGCAGCUAAUUCUUUAGCUGACACCUUACCACCCCAUUGCAGCAUUUUCAUACAUUAAGAAUGAGGUUAUGGAAGUUAUUACAGUGAGUUUUAGUUGGUUACACAAAUGUCAAAAGAAUCCUCACAGUAGCUUUAACUAGCUCUGUUGCCUAUUAAGAAUAUGCAGGAGUCCAUGUGCUAAAUGUUCAACAGUGUCAGUAUGAUGUGCAGUUAUUCUUUGUACAGUUCUGUUUACACCCUGAGAUCCAAUGAGCUUCAAAUCCCCAAACAUGACAGCAUUUAUACUUAUAAGGAGUUUCAGUUGUCAUCCAUCCUGCAAACAACUCUUCCGUGUAGUUUUACCCGCAGGUCUGCUUGCUUGAAAUGUGUCAUUCAAAAGAGCAUUGCUGUUGUUAUUUUUCACCGCAGCUAUAGCAAGAGCAGAGUCGCAGUUUUGGGUCGGGUACAGCCUGCUGAAAGUGGACAAUAUACAGUGCAAUUAAAAAAAUUAAUAUGUCAAUUUUUGGGGAAUUUAAUUGGAUUGCAAUCAACAUUUUGAUACAAACAGCCCUGGGGUUUUUUUUUAAUCUGUAAACUCACCUUGCCUUUAUUUUUGAAAAAGUACCAAAAAAGGCUUUUAAUUGUUUCGGAUCAGAAUUUUCUCCCAGGAAAGAUACAAAUAAUAGAUAUUGUUGACAGUGAGGGAUAAGGAAAAAUAGAGUCUAUUGUCAAUAUAAUCACUUGUAUGUGAUUGUGUUGUGUUGUAUGUUAAUUGAGACCAGCCUUUUUUCUUUUGCCAACACAUGCAUCCACACCCUCCCGCUUAAGGGGUCCCUGCUUUUAACUCGGAUUGGCUUUAAUUCAAAGUUUUAUGGUAUCUUAAUUCCUUAAAAAUCCUAAGCUUAGGGUUUUAGUUCUGGAUUAGUUUGAAAUCAGUUUAAAUCUUUUCUCUACAAUGUAAUUUUUCACGUUUCGCUCCUUUAGAAUCAGCUGGUAGCUAUUCAUGUACCCUGACCUGCCGUCUUUCCUUCGACCCUCUCUGCAGUAUUUGGAGACCAUCUCAUCACGGCAGAUGGACAUGCAAAAGUUCAUCGCUGACGGCUGCAGAGAGGCCUUACUGGAAGAAAAGAGGCGCUUCUGUUUUCUGGCUGACAAACACUGCAUGUUCUCAUAUCAACUCACCAAUUUCCACGAGAAGGUGAGCUUUUACAGAGAGAUUAUCCUCUACAUUUAGACCCCUUAAAUAUGGAGACUUGUAGUCAUUUAAAGUCUUGUUCUUCCAGGCCAAAGAGACUUUGUCUGUGAAGCUCCCCACCUGGCAGGAAAAGUGCAGCGACAUCACUAAGGUGCCAGACACGGUGAUGACCAUGAUAGAGGGGCUGUCCACAACUCCAGAACAAUCUCCGCUGGUCGAGCGCUACAACAGGGUGAGCACUGGCUGCAGUAGGAAGAUAUAUCAUAUUCUAAUCCAAACUCAAUUUCAUCUUUCAGUGAGAUGCUUCAGAGAAAUGACUUAGGAUAAAAGCAUUUCAAAUUGUUUAUAUGAAGAACAAAUCUUUCAAAAAAGCUUGGCCCUGAAGGGUUUUUAUCUUUAUCUAGCAGAGGUGCUCAUAUCAGAUUAAGACUGCACUGAGAGGAAUGGUUAUCUGCUUUUCACACAUGGGGAUCCUGCAUGAGCUCUUUUUGUUCCCCACUGUAUGUGUUUUGGUUAAGGUAGUUUAUUGCUGCUUGGGAGGCAGACAGUGAGCUUCAGAUGAUGACAGUUUGACAUUAAUCGCCUUGAUAAGAUCUUGACUAUAGCCAUUGAGACAAAUGUUUGAUAUUAUUUCAUUAUUGCCAGCUCAUGUCAAGGGUACUGUCUGUUUCUCCUUCCCAGAACAAUGUGGAGUCAAUGGUUCCUCCUCCAGCACCACCCAUUAAAGCACAUAUCAGUCCGCUAGCCAAUAUGUUCAACCCAGAGCCCAGAUCUCCACUCACCUCCUCUUCAGACCACAACUCAGGUAUAGAUAACUCCAACACAAAUAGACUGUACACUAAACUGUUUCAUUUAGAAACCGUGUUGAAGACGGUCUGUUUGAUUUUGUAGGAUGUAUAGAUGUAUUUUUAUUAAUUUCUCUCAGAUUUUUUGUUUUGUUAGUAAAAGCUCUUCAUAGAUUUAUUCAUCUCUGGUAUUGUGAUCCCUUUGACCUUCAGAUCAGGGCAGUCUUGGCGAGGGCAGUCUGUCCCGGUCCACAUCUCAGUCAUCUGGUCUCAAUAUGGGCAGAAAGCACAGAGUCAGGACCAUCUUUCCACACACGGCAGGCAACAACCCCACACUCCUCAGCUUCGACGACGGAGACAUCAUCGCUCUGCUCAUCCAGGAAGAGAAAGACGGCUGGCUGUAUGGAGAGCUGGAGAAGACGCAGCAGUAAGUUUUCAAAACUAUUUCCUUAGUUUGGAUCUGUAGAGAACAUCUGAGCUCUUUUCCUUAAACUUGUUUCAUUUAUCAGUAAAAUAAAUUUAUUUUGGUGGGGUUGUUAUUUUGCUUCGAAAUGAGUCAAACUAAACCCAACUUUUUAUUCAUAUCAGGAUCCAUCUGAUUUUAGAGGCUGUGUCCUGAUUUUAAGCUUUUCUUGUUUUUAACAAGUUCCUCUUCUCUCAAAUGGUGCUGAAGACUUAGACAUGUAAUUCCUCUGAUCUACCGAACACUAUUGUUUCCUGAUAACCAUUGAAAUGCAUCGAUGAGUGACAUGCCUUUAAUAGCUGGCAUGUUUCUGAACAGACACACUGCAGUACUGCAGUACUGUAGUUAACUUUUAUUCCAACUCCUGUGAACCUGCUUAUGUAAUCCUUAUAAAAGUGCCAAAUUAGAGUGAAAAGGUUGUAUUUUUCACUGCUAAUGUCAGAUUUGCAGAACACUACUAUUCCCAGAUUUUUAAGUCAAUUUUCUACCUUUAUAAAAGGCUGAACUACUUUUUUAUGGUCAGAGAAUCACAAAAUAUAACAAAGGUAUGAUUCACUUUUCUCUUACUCAUGGUCUGUCUUUAAUUUUUUUCACAAGGUUUGAUUCCCCUUGAAAUACAAUUGACUACUUUUGAUGCCUCUCCAAAAUCCUGAACUAUGAUUUUUUUUGUGACAGAAUCUGCUUAAAUAUCUGUUUAAAAAGGUUUAUAUUUAAAUGUGCACAUAUCAAUGUUGCCUCAGUCUCUCAAAGUCUGGAUCUGGAUCUUCUGAAAGUCAGAAAGUAAUGAGACAGAUCUUGACACUUGGGUGUUUUUUUGGAUUUGUUAAAAAAAAAGGUUGUAAAUGAUGAGCAGGUUGGUGUUACUUUAAACUUUGAAAAAACUACAUUUCUUUACAAAGCCCCCCCCACCCCCACGCAGCAGAUUUAAGUUCAGUCUAAAUUCAACCUUUGGCACACCCACGAGAGGAAAUGUACUCUCAUCCCUGCAAAUAUGCAGCAGCACUGACACACAGGCGUUUUCCACAUAGCUCAGGUUAGCAGUACGAGUUUCUGUUUUGUGUUCGAGAAUAUUUGACUGCGUUAAUGCAUCGUGCCCAGAAACACGGAGUAUGUGAGGUAUGUUCAACAUGACAGUCAUAAAGCUCUCUCUCCCUCCCUUUCUCUCUCUCUCUCUCUCUCUCCCUUUCUCUCUCUCUGUCUUCUACUCUCUGUCUCUUGCCCUGCCCAGCAACAACCACACACAUGAAAAAAAAUUCAGGUGCACAUUAUCUGCCACACACACUCCCAAACAAGCUGGAAACAUCUGGUCUUUUUAUAUUCCAAUAGACAUGAACAAAAUUUUUUUUCAUUGUGCCGCAUGAUGAUGAUGAUGAGCGUCUGAAAUAAAUUCAACCAAAAUGGCAAUUACACUGAAAUAACAUCUUCAUUCAGCAGCUGUGACUCAGCGUCUCCUGCUGACAACAAAGAGGGAAAGAUGUCCCAUUUAAGAUGCUGCUAUAUAAACACACACACACACACACACACACACACACACUUGUUGGAUUUUCUAUCUUGUUUUGAUCAAACUGUCAAGCUGGGGGGUACAAAAGUUUUGUUUGUAGCUGCAGCACAUCCACAGAUUCUCCUCUGAGUUUGUCAUGUUAUUACAUUUAUCUUCAUCUUCCAGAUUGAUCAAUUAAAGCUGAUAAUGCAGCCAAAAAGGAUUACAGCCUGUUUACAGAGCGGGUGUGUAAAUAUUUCCACACUCUAUUUAAAAUGAAUGAACACAAGCUUAAUCUGUUCCCUGUGUGUGUUUGUGUAAUUGAGUGGCUUUUGGAGUUGAGGGGUUUUUAAUGCAGUCCUCAAGAAGAGGACAUGUUGCUAUAAAUCACAUUAUACUCUGUUUCUUAGCAACAAAUCCAGUGCAUCAGUCUGAUAAGCUGUCUUUCCUCUAUUCGUGACUUGACAACAACUUCUGAGGCUGAGUGAACAAAAUCUUUCCCAUUUUUUAUGGCUGAUAUAUGCAUUUUAUCCAAGUGUGCAGCAUGUAGCAGGGAUUUCUAACUAGUGUUACUCACAAAGAGAUCUAAUUAUAGCUUUUGAAGGCACACAGAACAGUAAAAUUCCUGCUAUGACUUUUUAAUUAGAUAACAUACAAGUAAAAAUAGGCCUGAAGAUUUGCAUUAUUAAUCUUAAAAUGUGUUGAUCAAUCAUACUGCUAAUCUGGCAUUAAGAAAAUUAUGUACCUCGUCAAAUAGUCUUGAAAUAAAAUCCAUCUUGCCAGCCUCAGUGCAUUCUCCUGUAACUGUGUAGGACAGAGAUCAAUACUGUCAAUAAAGACCUCUGCUCAAGGUCUCCCCCAGAUUUUUCUGGCUUUAGUUGCUUUAAUUAAAGAACUUGAAAAAGUUCAAAAAGUUUCCAAAGUUAUUGCAGGUCUUUGUGGGAAAACUUUUACAAUUGUCCCUAGUUUUCUUUUUGGUCAAACUAAUGUUAUCAUGAAUUGUCCAGAACUAACAAAUCUGCUGUUGCGGGGCUCCUGGAGUCGACUUCGCAUCAUCACAGAACGAUCUGAAAAAUGAUUCUCCUCAGCUAAAGUUAACAGCUGCAAGCGAAAGCCUCAUUAUCAGAGAACAAAAGCAAAAUCGGUACUAACUUUGCCUCCUGACACUGGGCGAGAAUCCAAAUAAACAAGUUAGUUUCCCCAAGAGGAAAAUCACUAGAGUUUAUGUAAGGGACUAUGUGUAGUGAGCAGGUUGUUUAAGUGGACUGAAACGCUGAUAUGAUGAAUCCACAGCAACUCAAAUGAAUUCAUUGCUUUACACCAAUUAUUAAUUCAGAAAUAAUGAUAAUAAUAAUAAUACAUUUUAUUUAAAAGCGACUUUCUGGACACCCAAGGACACUGUACAGGGCAUUAAAAACACAGUUAAAACACAGUUAAAAUAAAUAAAAACAACAUACAGGUUUUAGUUGUUUAAAACGGAGAUCCAAUCACUACUUGAUCCAAUCAGAAUCAAGUUUUGAACACAACCAGGACAAUGUCUUAUGUUAUCUUACAUUUUUUUAACUAAUGUUUUUAACUCUCUCAUCAGGCGAGGCUGGUUUCCCUCAUCUUACUGCAGACCUUAUUCUGAGCCAGCGAUAUCAAAUAGGUAAGAAAGUUUGUACAUCCUGGGAAGUUAAUCAGGGUUUUUUUUUUUUUGAGCUCAUAUGCAAAAGCUUUACUUAUAUCUAAUGUAUGAUUACAGCGAUCUGGGCACACCAGUUCGAAGCCUGAGUGAAGUCAGUCUGCCAGAGCAGGAGGAGGAAGAGGAGGAGCCCGUGUUACUGCCCCCGCCGGACUACAGCGAUGAUGGCGCAGUGAUCCCUUCAACGCUAUCGCCACAUAAUAUGGUCAGUACAAUCAUCUUGUCUGGCAAUUAUAGACUAAUCACACAAUGGAUCAAAAUAUUGCAAAAAACGCAAACUACUUUAUACUGUUACUCUUGGUUUAAUGUUGGGGGUUGGUCCAAUAACACACUCACAUACUGUAACUUUAAAUAACCCUUUUUCAAGCGUAUGUCCUGUUAUCUGUUGUUUCUGUGUGUAAUAAGGAUAAAACAUGAGCAGAACAGUUGUAGUAAUAGUAGAUAUGGGAUAUAAGUAUGUUUAAGUUGGUGUAUAAUCAGCCAAACUCAAAUGAAACGGGACAAAAUUGUUAUAGGUGUAUGUGUUUUUGUGUUUCGCAAGUGGCUGAUUGAAACGCUUCAGUCUGAAGAUGAAGAAGAAGAGGAGGAGAGUAGUUGUAGUGCAUAAAAGAGGUCUUGGUGAUCGAAGUUUUUGAUAGAAAAAGACUUCAUAAAUGGGGAUUGUUCUUAUUAUAUAUCACAGCAGCUGCACACUUUCAAGCCAACGUAAGCUGGCCCCCUUUCUAUGGGGUUGCUAUUUUUUGAUCAUACAAGUACAGAGCUGUGGAUGCAUGGCAUGUUUUAUCAAAUAUUCAUCUAAAAAAAUUUAUCUAAGACAUUUGUAACCAUGAAGCAGAAGAACAAGUGAAAAAGUAGCUAUGAACAAUCGACUGACAAAAUUAGAAAACAGAUGGCAAACUUUUUGAAACAUGUUUUGCUAAGUAGUGAAAUCCCUCUCCUGUGUGUUGCCUAAAGACAAAGAGGAGAGUGAUGGAAAUCAACUUGAUAAUGAGCGCUUAGUUAUCUAUUUGACAAGUGUAUUAAGCUAAAGUGAGCUUUCUGCCAACAAGUUUUCACCUUGAUGUUAACAUGUUAGUGUUUUGUUUGACACAAAACUUGAUCUAACCAGGAAAUAACCAGGAAAGACUCUAAACUUGCAACUUUUUGCUCAAAAGUUUGAUUAUUGCCACAACUGGUGCUAUUUAAUGUUAUUUUCACAGCUUGAGACAAAUCUUUAAGCCAUAUUGAAACAUUUUAAGGCUACUUUAUGCCAAGUCAAAUGUAUGAGAGAAGCUUUUAUCAAAGAGAUAAAACAUGUGAAUCAUCAGCGGCAAGCAGAGAGUUUUUGUGGGGUUAUGAAAGCUAAGAUUAAAGCUUUUAUAACAUUUUUACCUCAGGAAUGAGUUUGUUGUUUGUGUCUGACGCAAUUAAAAUCCAUGAGACGAAUUCUGUCUCUCUUUCAACACACAGUGCUGAUUUGCCUUUAGGCCACACACUCAGGCUUUGUGGGCCAGAAAACAUCUUACAUUUCCUGCAGGGAUUUCUUGAUUGAGUGUGCUAUGACUCUGAGGCCAAACCCUUGUAUGAAGUCACACAUGCAGAACUUUUUUUGUCUGACUAAUAACGUCUUAUCAGCGACGCUGCACUGAGUCGUCAAACGCCUCCACACCUUUAAAACAGAGUGAGCCUGGAACACACCUUAAUUCCUCUGUCCAGUUUGAGGAAAUGUGCUAUAUUUACCCGGAUUAUGACAGCCCUACAGGAAAUGUUUGUGCUCUUCAGGAGUCUUCUUUCUAAAUUUUAAACCAACUACUGUAUGUUGGUACCAAAAUACCAAAGUAAAAUGUGCAAAAUAAAACAGACGUUUCUUGUUAUUCCCCAGGAAAGUGUUCCCAGUCGUGUUUUGUUUGGGAUUAGAUAUAGAGGAGAUAAAAGAGAGUUACAGUGAAGGCAUAAAAGGACAAGAGGGUAAAGGAACAAUUUCAUUGCCUGCACUGUGUCAGCUGAUUGAGAAUGAACUAGUAGCUGUCCAGCCAGCAGGCUAGUCCGGGCACGCUCCUUUCUCCCUCAUCACUGCUUCCUCCCUGCUCUGUCUGUACCCAGUGUCCUCUGUAUUUGCUGCCUCAGAGUUUUACCAGGAAAUAAAACAUGAUGAGGGGGACACCUUCCCUAUCCUAGGAAUCCUGAGCGUUAAACCCAUUAUUUUCUCAUCUUAUAUUCUUUUAGAGUUAGAUUUUGUAGGCACUCAGCACAACAUGGAAACAGUCCAUGCUGUCUCUUUGCUGGUGUUUUGAGAGGAGCAGAAGGCUGAGUCUGUAUUUUGGGUUUGUUAUUGUGACUGAGGGGUAAAGGUAGACUUUGUCACCUGUGCUCUUGGAAACCUUGUUCCCUGAGUUCCCUCUUUUCUGUUUGUUUUGUGUGGUGGAGACACACACAAAAAGGACCCAAAGUGACCUGAGGUUUUAUCUGUAUUAUUUUCAAUUAUUGCCAAAAAAUGUGGCUGUUUUUCUUGUGAUGAAGGCCCUAAACUGAGAGAAGGUGGCAGUAGUUUUUCUGGUUCCAUGUAUUUGGUGUGCUUUGCAUAAAGUUCUUAACCAUCCUUAACCAUUAGUUUGCAUGUUGUUGGCAAAUUUACUUAGAAUGUGUUGUAAACCGAGCAGCAACUUCACAAUGAACCUUUCAGCUUAGCGAAGUCAGCAGGGAAGUAACCACAAGGUUAGCAAGGUCGUUUGUUUAGAUAGUAUUUAGUCUGACAGUUAUGCAUGUGUUUGAAGGGUAAGGGUAAUAAAGGGUGGAGUAAGUUGAUUGACAGGCGGGUGUAUUGUAUCUGUUGGCCCGCUUCGACUCCACCUCCAGAAGUUUAAGUAAUUUUUUCUAAGGUACUUACAGCUAAAGUUGAACUUUUAUCAUUUAUCAGUUCAUGUUCAGUCACCCUGAAUAUUUAAAUGAUAAAAUCUUAUUUAAAUACAUAUUGGUAUCCGAUCCAUUCAACCAAAAACAACUUGCUUUAAUCAAAAACUCAUGAGUUGAAUUCCUCGGAUGCAUCCUCAGAGGUUCUUCACAGAAAUAUAAAAGCAAGUAUUUGCUGCAGAGACCCCCCAGGGCUCAUAACUCAGAUUCAUGUUCUCACACUAUAUCGUCCCCAUGCCCACUUAGCUCUGUAAAGUUGAUAAGAUUAUUGUCGUCCUCAGGUGAGAGAAAAGAGGAGUGUAUCUCUCACCAGCCUUACUAGAUUGUCUAGAUUCCUGACUGGCUGAGGUUCGUGGUUGAAGCUAAACUACGUGUCAUAACUCGGCAGCGCUGAUUAGGAAGGAGGGAGGGGGCCAGACUAGUGCUGAUGGGAAAUCUGAUCAAACCAGUCUGGUAACGCUGACUUUCCUCUCUGGAGGGAGGGUGUGGAUUUAUGGUGAUUCUGGUGUUGUGUGUUGCAUGUUGUGUGUCACCUCUCUUUGUUGACUGCAUCUUAAAGGGUCUCUUCUUCUGUGUUUUUUGACAACAGGUGUCUCUAGUCAAUGGAAAUGCAAAGGCUCCCUUUCUAGGGUGAGUGAUUUAACACAACUAACAAAAACUGACAGUUUUUUUUUCCAGGUAGAGGUAGCCUAGGGACCAGAUGACGGUUUUUGUUCCCAUUUUCUUCCUGUAGGGGAGGGAAUCCAUUUGCAACAGUCAAGCUGAGACCAACCGUCACGAAUGACAGAUCAGCUCCAGUCAUCUAAAAACCCGGAGGAAGAUUUUCACCGCUGUCAUGCCUUCAGGGGAGUCAUAAAUAUGGGACCCCUGUGACACAACAAAUAUCACCCCAACCUGACAUCUCACCAGCCUGCAUGCUAGUCCAUCUCAGUGCCAGUCUCCUCAGUCAUGGGGAUACAUUGUUGCUUUGCACAAGUGUGUUUUACUGAAGUCACUACAAGGACAUGUUUUGUAAUCACAUCCUGGUAGGUUUUGUCAAAGAAAGAAAAUAUUUUGUUGUAAAGUAAGUGUCUAAGUACAAUAAAUUACCCCAACAUGAAAAUUCAGACCUUCGUAAAGUGCUGAGAAAUGAUUUUGCUUCUGAUGGUCUCUUCACAAUAAAAGCCACAUUGUGUUUUGACUGAAGGUAGCUUGUGAUGCAAAGUAGUGCCAGUAAGAAAAGCUGGAUUGUUGGAAACAUAACACUUUGAUUGAAUCUUACAGUAGCAGUAAUAGAUCAGUGUUCCCUGUGAACUCAUCAUGCAUAGGCAGGAGAUCAGACUCCAGCAUGAGAAUAAUGGUCCCUGAAGAAAGUACCUCAUUAUAUAGAGGUAAUUAAGUAAGGAUCAUGUAUGGUGAAAGGAUGGUAAUGUAAAAAACUAGAAUCCUAACAGGGAGAGCAGGACACUAAUGUGAAACUGUGGGGUCCUCCUGUUUCUAAUGACAUGAAUUUUCAUUUUGGGGUGAAAUGUCCCUUUUAAAAGAAUGCUCAGACUCUAUCAGACGGUCUUUUAAGGCUUCCCUUGACCUGCUGUUGGCUCACUAUCUGAAUGUAAACACUAGAAACAUGAUACUGAUUAAAAAGACCAGUACCCAGGCUGUCUUCCUGACUUGCAAAAAAAAUGAUAUGACGUUAUUUCUAUUUUUAUUGAUCAUUUUUGUGUUUCUUUUUUAAGAAGCAUUGUGAUAUAAGAGGUUGUGAGAAUGAAGGGAGAGUGACGUGUUAGGGAAAAAAAAAGAUUUGUCAUUUGAGUGAAGGCAAAGCAGUAAGUAUGUCGCUGUUUAAAAUGAGACAGUUAUUUAUAUUCAGUAAUUUUGUUUGAGAUAUUUAAAUAAGAUGUGUGUACUGGAGUCUGUUCUGUGAAGCUGCCCUUUUAAACACAAGAGACUGUGUUGAUGAUCCCUCUUCUGCUGCUUCUGAUUUGACUGCUGGUAUGUAUUUGAAAUGAGCAGAAUGACCUUUUGAUGAAGGGAAUAUUUUCACUCCUCAUGGUUUCACUGUUUCAUGUAGACUCUUGACAGAUGACGCAAAACAAAAAUGUACUUCAUUGCUAGCCAUUUGCUGCGUAUGCAUAGAGUGGGUCAUUGUUUGAAAUCUACUUUAAAGUAUUAACUGUUUUGUGAGGAAGAGGACUUUUUCUUUGCCAUGAAUAUCAAUGUUUGAUAAGAAAAAGAUUGAACUGUUUAUUGAUCCCCAUUGACCCACUGAUGUUAAGUGUGUAAGUAAACCCAUCAUACAGAAUAGUAAAUCUGCUUUCUACAGAGUACUCUGCCACUGUGUUGACCAGUGUAGUCUCUUUUUCUCAAUAAAACAAAGUAAAGUAUGAGUCAGCAUGAUAA
Xyrichtys novacula (pearly razorfish) is the source of this 28909-nucleotide messenger RNA. The record is from the annotation of a GenBank genome assembly. Lineage: Eukaryota; Metazoa; Chordata; Actinopteri; Labriformes; Labridae.